CACAAACAUCUUCGAACCACUGGAGUGCGAAGUCACAGGUGUUUAGGCCAAGUUAGGGAAACAAUUUUCUCACAAUCUGACAAGCUCUUUGAACGCAAUUCUUUUAAUAUUCAUUCCAGCGCAUCGUCUGCGCUGCGUUGUUAAAAAUUGUGCGAACCGCCUUUUUUUCUCAACGUGUGUACACCAGCGCUGGGCUGAAAUCAUCUCAUCAAAUCAAUGAAUAAAACUGUAAAUGCAGUUUAUCGCUGGAACCGUCCAAAAAGCUGAAGAAAUUUGAUAUCAUCAUGUCCAGAUUGGGCCAGAUAUCAAGGAUUCUUCUCCGCAAGAAGCAAAUCAAUAUGGAUCCGAAAUCAGCGGCGGCUUCAAGGCUUAGGAGAUGCCUUUCCGUAUGGGAUUUGAUCCUUCUUGGUAUUGGUAAUACGUUGGGCGCCGGUAUCUAUGUCAUCACGGGUGAGGUGUCGAAAUGGGUCGCUGGGCCAGCCCUCAUACUCUCCUUCAUGAUUGCUGCUGUUGCCGCCAUUCUAGCAGGAAUGUGUUUUGCUGAGCUCGGGGCCCGCGUUCCAAAGGCGGGUUCUGCUUAUGUCUACACCUACGUCACGAUGGGCGAAUUCAUUGGAUUCUUCGUCGGUUGGAACGUCCUCAUUGAAAAUAUUCUAGGAGCAGCAUCGGUUGCCAGGGCAACCUCAGCCUACAUCGACGCCAUGAUAGGAAACAAGAUGGAUGCCUUCCUAUCCGCCAAUUUUGCCAUGCACACGUCAUGGUUAGCCGAAUAUCCGGACUUUCUUGGGACCGGGUUCUGCAUUAUUUCAUCAGUAUUAAUGGGCAUCGGUGUGAAGACGUCCUCUGUAUUCAACAACGUGUUCACCGGUCUCAACCUGAUAGUCAUCGUCUAUAUCAUCAUCUGUGGUUUCUUCAAGAUCGUCCCUUCAAACUGGACCAUACCCAUGGAUCAACUUCCAAAGGUGCCUUGCGACAGCCAACCAAGUUCGUCAUGGAUAAAUAGCUCCUCAUCAUCAUCGUCAUCAGUUGUAACAGAUGGCCCAGAGAUGUGCUCCGAGUUCGGCACUGGGGGGUUCUUCCCCUAUGGACCCGGAGGGGUGUUUGCUGGUGCAGCUGUCUGCUUCUAUGCGUUUAUUGGGUUUGAGGUUGUAGCUUCUGCAGGUGAAGAGGUACGCAAUCCGCAGAAGACCCUUCCAAUCGGCAUCAUGGUUUCUUUGCUCCUCACCUUCUUCGCAUAUUUGGGCGUGUCCUCGGUUAUGACGCUCAUGUGUCCGUAUUUCCUAUUGGACGAAGAGGCUCCGCUGCCCGUCGCGUUCGACAAAGUGGGUUGGACCGUAGCUCGCUACGUCAUUGGAAUGGGCGGGAUCUGUGGGCUCAUAACAAGCUUGUAUGGUUGCAUGUUUGCAUUGCCACGUUUUCUCUACUCUAUGGCCGAGGAUGGAAUGAUUUUCAAGUUUCUUGGUGAAGUUCAUUCUCGUUUCCAAACGCCUCUCUAUGCCUGCCUUACAUCUGGAAUAAUUGCAGGUAUCAUCACGCUGGUCAUCGACCUCCAAUCCCUAGUUAACGUCGUGGUCAUGGGCGCAUUGGUACCUUUCCUCACCGUGGCGGCAUGCGUCAUCAUACUCAGGUACGAGCCUGACAUGUCAGCCCCGGCCUCCUCACACACCUUUCUCUUCCCGCAGAUCGACGGGUACACCACGGGAUAUGCCGAUGCCAAACGAUCCAGCGUAUCUAAGUUCCUGAGCCAAGCGUUCAGGCCAGUUUAUGACGAACCGACGCCCCUGUCAUUCAAAGUCGUCAUAUUCUGUGUGGUUUUAUUCAUUUGUACGUGUUUCGGAAUGGAAUCCAUGAUCAUAUUUGCUGAGGAAGAUCUCGCGAAUCGCGAGAUUUGGGCAAUUACUACGGCGUCUGCAAUCGGAGCAUUAAUGCUCAUUCUUUUGAUUGUCAUUUGGAGACAGCCGGAAAGCAGAGUCUCAAUAGCUUUUAAGGUACCCAUGGUACCGCUACUGCCUGCUCUUAGUAUAUUCAUCGAUUCUUAUCUCCUCAUGAAGAUGGACGCCAUGACAUGGGUUAGAUACGUCGUCUUAAUUCUUGUAGGUUUAGUCAUCUAUGUGUGCUACAGUGUUUGGAAUAGCAACGAGCGUUACGUGAAACCGAAGCGAUUCCGCUACCCAAGCACCCCGGCCGAGGCCCAGCAAGGCGGACGAUGUCGGCGUACUAGCAGCAUCAUGCUUUGUAGCGAAUCCGGCUGCACCCACGAUCUUCCGCAUAACCUGCUUGACAUCGGAAAGAAAAAUAGUGUCCAGAAUACAGAACCGACUGAGAUUACUAAACUUAUCAGCGAAGCUUCAACUUGAUCGCUUUUCUCGAUUCGAUCUCCUUGUCGCAGUCCGCUGUCGACACUGAUUGCUGGUGGGACCGUAUCCGCCGCUACACCAGACGUGCGUCAUUUUAAUAAGGAAACGUCUAAAUUCAAUCGAUUAAUAUAUACCUCCAUUCUCAUCUAUACUUUAACAGAAUUUCGCAAAUAUGCUGGAAAUGCAAGACGCCUUGGCACUUUUUAAGUGCUAGUUGUGUGUGACCUUGUUUUCAGAAUUCGCAUUGAAGAAAGCAAUAGUACUUUGGCGAUGUCCUAUUCACAGAUAUCCAGCAAUAUAUAACUCAUAAAGUGCAAUUGAAUAAAUUUGUGCUAUUAUUAUAUCAUGAUAUUGUAAUAUCAUAAUUAAUAGGUCUAGCAUGUAAGAGCAAAUUCCAGCCGAUGUAAAUAUGGGUCGUUUCCAAUAUAUGUUCUUAAAUCAGUAAUAACCUCGUAUUAUUGGACACUUUUAAAGACUAUCAACAAUACUGCUCCCGUCAUGUGGAUGAAGACAAAUAUUUUAAAUGCCUUUAACAUCAUUUACGAGAUUUAUUGAACUAGAUAAUAGAGGGAUCCUUUUCUAUAGGCUUCAUGUUUGAAUUGUCGGGGCUUUUGUUAUCACUCUCAUAUGUAUUGAUCAUAUGCUGAUGCUAAGUUCUCUUAAAACAUGCAGGCUUUUUAAUUGAGUGCUAAGUGGCCAGCGUAAGCUAUCAAUAUAUUAUGGGCAUUCCCAAAAUGAUUAUCACACAAUUGCUACAUGCGAUGUCAUUCCAAACUUCCAAAAGGAUUGGUCAAAAUGACCAUUCUCUUGGUUGAUAUGUGUCUGACCAUUAAAAAUUGUCUAUCAACCAAAUUCCUGGUAAAUUUUAACCCAUAAUUUGGUUAAUUUUGACAAUUUUUUCUUGGUCGGACACUAUGAACCAAGAUAAUCUGUUUUUUAGAGUAUUGUUUGAACGCUGUUUGUCAUACAUAAGAAUGAAAAUGGUGAAUAUAAAUCAUUUUAAAUGACUUGCCUCUUCAAUUAUCUUCCCAGCAAUUAAAAAAUAAAAGUAAAUGGAGAUAAUGUGCAAUAAAGGACAGGCAAAAGGGAACUUGAUCUAAUUUUUGUUGAAUGGUGCACCGGCACUUCGGAAAAACACCCUUAAUGAAUGAAAUUCGAGUAAAGAUGAUCAAAAUACCAGAAAAUGAGACAUGCGCCCAUUUUUGUACAUUUAGGAAUUAAAAGAUCAUGAAUAAAGAACUUUGCACUUUUAGUAUGAAGUUAAUGAAUAAAGUGUUAAUUAAAACAGGAUAAAUUUCAGAAAAUAAAGUAUUUGAUAUUCGCCGUUGUCUCCGAGCGAGCAGUUAGGUAUAUACGACAAUGGAAAAGGCCCGGAAUAAAGAUGUAAUAAAAAAAAGGUUAAGAAGAACAAGAAAAAGAGUUUGAUUAACUUAUCAGAUAUGUAAAGCUUAAGAUGAUUAAAUAAGAGUUCGAAGUAUCUCUCAGAAAAAGGUGUAAAUAAUUUAGAAUUUAAACCGAAUCCUUUAGAUAGAAGAUAUUACGUCAAUCCACAAGCACUCAUUGCAUGUGGAAAAAUGUAAUAUUUGCAUCUCAAAUGGGAAAAUGACAAUGAAAAGGGUCACCCUUUGCAAGAGAAUAUUUUGAUUGAUUGGUGCCAAUUAUUAGUAUAUCUGCUGAAAAUGAGAAUUAUUGAAAGAUCUUAAUAAGCAAUAAUCAUAAGGCCGAGGGAGAGAACGCCUGAAGUUCUGAAAUACUGGAUAUACUCUCACACCCCCACUUCCUCUCAUCACAUGGUUGCAAAUGUAUUAUUUCAAUGAAUCUCAUUAAUUUACUGACACUUUAAUAUUUAUGUAUUUGGGAAAUGGGAAUGUCGUAUAUCAGAGAGAAAGCGCGACAGAACGGUUACGAAACGGCCGAGGACUUAGAGAACAAUGUGAAUACGUGCGAAUAAUCCCUGUGCACAUGGAGUAACUUUUAUAGCCCAUUUCAUCUUCAGGUUUUUCAAGACAUUAUUUAGACAAUAUAGCUCCUUUUGCUCGAACAAGUCAGAACGGUGCUCUUUUCUUGAGCAAUGCACUGUGUGACCAUGGGUUGUCCAUAUAGUUUUGGCUAGUACAGGGACAUUGAAGUGUGCUCGCAUUGAUUUAAGCGUUAGGUCACUUCCACGAAUGCACUGAAUACUUUGGAAAUACCAUGUUCAACUUUUCGAUGAGAAAUUUCUAUUUGUGAAACAAGGGUUAAUUAAGUAGAUUGUUGAACCUGUUGUCUAUGACUUUUGACUUUUUUCCAAAAAUAUAAAUCGUUUAGCAUGACAUUACAGGUUUACUGUUAUAGUAUAGCAUUCACUUUUGAGCUCUCAUUCUAUCCAGGCUUAAUAAGGAAAACACUUAUAAGAAGUCGAGUUCGCGCUCCUCGUUGACCGACAUCUGAGUGCCUGAUUUUAACCCGGGAUUGUUAACCGAUUUUCUACCUUUUAAUUUGGUGGAUCAGUUUUGAAUAUUUUCAUAAUUUAAUGAGCGAUUUCAAAUGAUAAAAAUAAUCUCACUAAAUUUCUAUUCAUCCUGUUAAUGAAGCAUGAUUAUUCCUGUGAACACAUAUGUAUAAGUUCAAGAAACGAAGAAUAUUUGUGUCGAUAAUGCCACGGAAAUUCUACUUUUUUAUUAACGUAGACUUUGAAGGAGAAUGUUCGAUAAUCUUCCAUUAUUUAAAUUGUAUGGCGUUCCAACGUCUAGCUUUUAGAAAUACCGGUAUUAACUUAGUUUGAAUACUACUGUUUUGAUGUAGCAAUAAAGCAUAUCGCUUCAUGUGACAAAUGAAUUCAAUUGACAUUUAUCCCAGCCUGUCUCAUUUUCACCUUUCCAAAUUAUUGUAAGACCAAUGACUGCAAAAGAUAACUUUAGAAUACGCUAUUUUUAUAUAUAUAUCAUUCGAUUUUCAUAAACAACAGAUUUACCUUGAAAAUUA
Molecule: messenger RNA, 5321 nt
Organism: Lytechinus pictus (painted urchin)
Lineage: Eukaryota; Metazoa; Echinodermata; Echinoidea; Temnopleuroida; Toxopneustidae
Product: high affinity cationic amino acid transporter 1-like
Exons: 12
Coding region: 285-2357 (690 amino acids)
Biological process (GO): L-ornithine transmembrane transport; L-arginine import across plasma membrane
Cellular component (GO): plasma membrane
Molecular function (GO): L-lysine transmembrane transporter activity; L-arginine transmembrane transporter activity; L-ornithine transmembrane transporter activity
Source: RefSeq, a predicted model, not a curated record